This is a messenger RNA of Cryphonectria parasitica EP155, 294 nucleotides long. RefSeq lists its product as uncharacterized. The transcript has 4 exons. Gene Ontology annotation, cellular component: extracellular region. NCBI's taxonomy places the organism in Eukaryota, Fungi, Ascomycota, Sordariomycetes, Diaporthales, Cryphonectriaceae. The record is from RefSeq and is a predicted model, not a curated record. Bases 1 to 294 code for a protein of 97 amino acids.
AUGCAGAGCUUUACCAUCAUCGCCGUUCUCUUUCUGAGCACCGUUGCUGCCUCUCCGGUUGUUGAGAAGCGCCAGUACGCGGCUUGCUCUGGACUGUACGACACGGCACAAUGCUGUUCGGUUGAUGUUCUCGGAGUAGCAGACCUUGACUGCGCCGACCCGCCUGAGACGCCCGAGUCUGCUGUGGACUUCCAGUCCAUUUGCGAAGAUAUUGGCCAGCAAGCUCGAUGCUGUGUUCUGCCCCUUCUCGAUCAAGGCGUCCUGUGCGAGACACCCACUGGCGUUACCGACUAG